AUGGUCCACUACAAGUUGUCCUAUUUCCCAAUCCGUUACGCCGGAGAACUUCCCCGCCAAAUCCUCGCUUACGCCGGUCAGGAGUUCGAGGAUAACAGAGUUACACAGGCCAGCUGGCCAGCCCUCAAGCCGAGUAAGUUGAGAGAGAGAAUGGGUUUUCAACUUGACUUCUGGUUUUCAGCGACUCCGUUCGGUCAGAUGCCAGUUCUGGAAGUGGACGGAAAGAUUCUGGGACAAUCGCACGCAAUCGCCCGCUACCUGGCGCGUCGGUUCGGGAUCAACGGCCAAGGAGCGUGGGAGGAGGCUCAGGUGAACGCGCUCGCGGAUCAGUUCAAGGACUACUUCUCGGAAAUCCGUCAGUACAACGUUGUCAAGAUGGGAUUCGCCGAGGGGGACGCCGAACAACUGUACAAAGACGUGUUCCUGCCGGCCUUCAAGAAGAACUACGCGGUGUUUACCAAAUUUUUGAAGGAGAACGGAAGCGGAUACCUCGUCGGCGACUCGCUGACACUCGUGGAUCUUCUGCUCGCUCAGCACACUUCGGAUCUCCUGCCCGACAGUGGAAGCGUGUUCGCUGCCAGCAAGGAUCUCUUCGAUGAGUUCCCCGAGCUCAAGGAGCAUCAGAAGAGGAUCCAUUCGAUUCCGAACAUUAAAAAGUGGAUUAAGACGAGACCCGUCACACCUUUCUAA
Caenorhabditis sp. 36 PRJEB53466 is the source of this 690-nucleotide messenger RNA. The record is from the annotation of a GenBank genome assembly. NCBI's taxonomy places the organism in Eukaryota, Metazoa, Nematoda, Chromadorea, Rhabditida, Rhabditidae.